Molecule: messenger RNA, 3013 nt
Organism: Ctenopharyngodon idella (grass carp)
Lineage: Eukaryota; Metazoa; Chordata; Actinopteri; Cypriniformes; Xenocyprididae
Gene: gfm2
Product: GTP dependent ribosome recycling factor mitochondrial 2
Exons: 20
Coding region: 324-2657 (777 amino acids)
Biological process (GO): mitochondrial translation; ribosome disassembly
Cellular component (GO): mitochondrion
Molecular function (GO): GTPase activity; GTP binding
Source: RefSeq, a predicted model, not a curated record
GACUUAUUUACAGAUGCACCAACACGUGUGCGUCCAAUAAUUGUCACCGACUGGAAUGAAUCUGUAAAGAGAUUUUGACAACAACAAGUUAACAGUGUUCUACAUGCAGUCAGUGGGAAACAUAAAAAAUACAACUUUGUUUUUUAACUUUGUUUUUUAUUUUAUUUUAUCGUGUCGUCAGUGAGGUCCGACCCAUCCGUCCAAGCGCUACGAUGACUUAAAUGUCCAAUCCGAUCUCAACGUGACUUUGAUAAAGCACAACAGUCAUGUUUCAUACUGUACAACCGAAGUUUUAACUCUUCAGUCAAACAUUCCUCCUCAAAAUGCAUUUAAAUGUAACAUUACCCAUCCUCCGAGGGAGCAUCAGACACCUGAUGAAAAGAUCCUCACAGACAUGCAGAUGCAGAUGGAGAGUGACAAUGAAUAGAAAUUAUAGUUUUUUUCAAGAUGAGGUGAAAUCACUUAGAGCUGUGGUCAGCCCUGACAUCUCAAAAAUUCGUAACAUAGGCAUCAUGGCACAUAUAGAUGCAGGGAAGACCACCACGACAGAGAGAAUGCUGUACUACUCUGGCUACACACGGGCUCUCGGAGAUGUUGAUGAUGGAGACACUGUAACUGAUUACAUGGCCCAAGAGAGGGAGAGGGGAAUCACCAUCCAGUCAGCUGCUGUUACCUUUGACUGGAAAGAUCAUAGAAUUAACCUCAUAGACACGCCAGGUCAUGUUGAUUUUACUUUGGAGGUUGAGAGAGCUUUACGAGUUUUGGAUGGAGCAGUCGCUGUGUUUGAUGCUUCUGCCGGAGUAGAGGCUCAAACCAUGACUGUGUGGCGGCAGGCAGAAAAACAUAAAAUUCCUUGUGUGUGCUUCCUGAACAAGAUGGACAAGCCUGCAGCUAGCCUGAAGUACUCUAUAGACAGCAUAAAGACUAAACUAAAGGCCAACCCUGUUCUCCUUCAGAUUCCCAUUGGCUCAGGAAAGAGCUUUACCGGAUUGGUGGAUUUGAUCACUAGGCAGAAAAUGACUUGGCAGGGGAGCUCACUGACACAUGAUGGUCGAGCCUUUGAAAUCAGCACUCUUCAGCCCUCAGAUGACCCAGAUGUGCUUCAGGCUGUCAGUGAGGCCAGGGGAACUUUGAUAGAACAGGUAGCGGAUCUAGAUGAUGAGUUUGCGGAGCUGCUGCUGGGAGAGUACGGUGAAGACUUUGAUGCAGUGCCUGCAGGGAAGUUGCAGGAGGCAGUGAGGAGAGUAACAUUAGCUCGCAAGGGGGUGCCGGUUUUGUGUGGGAGCUCUCUGAAAAAUAAAGGGGUUCAACCUCUGCUGGAUGCCAUCACUGCUUACCUCCCUGCCCCCAACGAGAGGAACCAUGAGCUGGUGCGCUGGUAUAAGGAUGAUCUGUGUGCUUUGGCGUUCAAAGUGGUCCAUGACAAACAGCGGGGUCCACUUGUGUUUGUUAGAAUCUAUUCAGGAAACAUGAAGGCUCAGUCAGCAGUGUACAACAUCAACAGGAACGGGACGGAGAGAAUGAGUCGUCUUCUCUUGCCUUUUGCUGAUCAGCACAUAGAAAUCCCUUCUUUGCCUGCAGGAAACAUUGCGCUCACAGUAGGACUCAAACAGACCGUGACAGGUGACACCAUCGUCUCCUCCAAAGCCUCUGCGGCAGCUGCGGUUCGACGGGCUCAGAAGGAAGCAGAGAGCAAGAGGAGCUCGCACAGAGAGAGCAGCAGUCUGGUUCUUGCAGGGGUGGAAGUCCCUGAGCCUGUGUUCUUCUGCUCCAUUGAACCUCCUACUAUGGCCAAACAAGCAGAUCUGGAGCAUGCGCUCAACUGCCUGCAGAGGGAAGACCCCAGUCUGAAAGUCAGAACAGACCCCGAUUCGGGACAGACGGUACUGUGUGGCAUGGGAGAACUGCACAUUGAGAUCAUCCAUGACCGUAUAAAAAGAGAGUACAACAUUGAAACACAUCUAGGACCCUUGCAGGUGGCCUACAGAGAGACCAUCGUCCAUUCAGCAAAUGCCACAGACUCCUUAGAUCGUACUCUGGGAGACAGGAGGCAUGUUGUUACUGUGGAGCUUGCUGUCCAUGCUCUGAUGCAGGAGUCUAGCACUUCCUGUGACUUGACUUUUGAGGAGGAAGUAAAAGCUCAACUCCCUGCUGAUAUCAAAGAGGCUGUGGAAAAUGGAGUCCAGAGCGCCUACCUCCAAGGUAACCAAGAUAGUUACUUUAAAGCUUUUGUGCCUGGAUCAUUCAUUACUUUCAUAUACACUACCAUUCAAAACGUCAGAAGCCAGUGCCACAGACUGAUCGACUCCAUGAGUUUAUGUCUUUCUUUGUUUGUAUGCAUGCAGGCUCUGAAGCUGGCUGGAGGGCAGGUUUUGGAGCCGGUGAUGGCUCUGGAAGUGACGGUAGGGGAGGAGCAUCUGAGUCCUGUGCUUGCAGAUCUCGCCCAGCGACGUGGUACUAUAUGCGACAUCCAAAGUCGACAGGAAAACAAGGUUUUGAUGGCUACAGUUCCUUUGGCUGAGAUAAUGGGCUACUCAACCGUUCUACGCACUUUGACCUCUGGGAAUGCCACCUUUUCUCUGGAGCUGUCCAGCUAUGAGCCCAUGAACACUCAGGACCAGAACACACUGCUCAACAAGAUGGCUGGACUGGCUUGAACCAGUAACUGUCACCAGCUGAACUGACCAUAUACAGAUACAAAUUUUGAUGCCUCUGUGAUUGGCUGCUUACAUAUGGUCCAGAAGAUAAAUCUUAGAGACUAGCCUACAAAUGGACAUGGACAUACCCUGCUCAGCCCACAUCCAGAGACCUACUAUUUUUUUUCUCUGAUGGAGAGAACGGCGUAAGGUAAAAAGUGCAUAAAGUGUGAGUAAAUAUGUUUGUGUAUGUAUAAUAUAACUAUAAUUUUACAACGACGCAUCCAUGUUUUAUUUAAAUAUUUAUUUCAUUUAUAAAACGCUUAUAACAUACCAAGCCUUGGAAAAUAAUUAAAAUGCAGACCUGAUUUCAAAGA